Anthostomella pinea is the source of this 1533-nucleotide messenger RNA. Lineage: Eukaryota; Fungi; Ascomycota; Sordariomycetes; Xylariales; Xylariaceae. The record is from the annotation of a GenBank genome assembly.
AUGGAGCGACACGUUCCAUAUCCCGAAGAGAAGACGGAGAUAGGUCCACGGCACCGAGAAAUCGAGACGGUGCUCCAAAGCGCCGAAAGAGCAAGAGCAAGAGCAACCCACUAUCAGCCAGAGACGGCUGAGGAGAGAGCCUUGGAUCGCAGAGUCAACCUCAAGUUGGACUGUAUAGUUCUUAGCUUGAUGGCCACACAGUUCAUCUUUUGUGGUAUUGACAAGACCAACAUCGGCUUCGUGGCGACAAGCUCCUUCGUGAAAGAUGCAAACCUCAGACCCAAUGACAUCUCCAACUCUCUUUCACUGUUUUCUGCCACGUACGUGCCGUUUCAGCCCGUCAUGGUCAUCCUCGCCCGGCGCAUUGGCGUCAAGUACUUCAUCGCCUGCCAGCUCGUCAUCUGGGGAGGUCUCUGCAUGGCGCACGCCGGUGUCCGAGGCUCCGGAUCACUCAUCGCCCUCCGUAUCCUCCUCGGUGCUGCAGAGGCGGGCUUUACGCAGAUGGGCAUGUACUACAUGUCGACCAUCUACCCAAAAUACGAUGUUGGCUUCCGGGCCGGCCUGUUCACGGGCAUGUAUUCCGUCGCCGGAGCCUUCGCAGGUUUGAUCGCCUACGGACUGCUGAAGAUCGAACCGCCCGGGAUCCAUGGUUGGCAGGUCGUGUUUCUGCUGGAAGGAGGCGUGACGGUCCUGUUGGGAAUCCUAUCAUUCUUCAUUCUUCCCAAGAACCUGGCGAGCGCAUGGUUCUUGUCACCAGAGGAGCGUCUGCAUGCCGUCCGCCGCAUGGAACUCGACUUGGCUGGGACACAGGAGGAACCCGAUGUCAAUAGCACGUCUGUCACAAAGCGGGAUAUGCUGGAUGUCGCUCGGGAUUGGAAGAAGCUUCUUACAGUCGUCUGCAACAUCACUACAGUCCUUCCCGUCACUGCCUUCACCACGUUCCUGCCACUGAUCGUCCAGGGCAUGGGGUAUGAGGAGAUCACUGCUAGUCUCAUGAGUGUUCCGCCUUUUGCUGCUGGAGUUGUCGGGCUCAUGCUCAUCGUCUACUCCAGCGAUCGUUUCCGCGAAAGAUCUCUCCACACCGUCUUCAGCAUGGCACUUGGGCUCAUCGGCUGCAUCGUCAUGGCCGUCUCGGACGAUACCAAACUCCGAUAUGGCUUCGCGCAUGUAUGCAUGGCAGGCGUCUUCGCUGGCGGCCCGCUCAUCGCUGUAUGGCUAGCUGGGAAUACGCCGUGGAAGGGGACGAGGAGCGUGGUGUUGGGUGUCAAUGGCUGGUCCAAUGUUGCUGGUGUGAUUGCCGGUCAGAUCUUCAAGAGCAAAUAUGCACCGAGAUAUGAAACAUCCCUUAUCACCACGAUGGCACUUAUGGCGGUAGGUGCUACAGGCUUGGUGUUUGUUCGGGUUAUGUAUCAGCUUGAAAAUAAGAAGAGGGCAAGGGAGAUUGCAGCAUGGGAUGAGCAACGCUUUGCCGAUGAGGCCAACUCGGAAGAGCGGCGCGGCGACCAACGGAUGACUUUCAUGUACGGUGUCUAG